AUGGCCGCUUCUAAGUCCUCCGACGAGGACGUCAAGCUUUUGUUCGCCGUCAUCAGUCUUUCGGGUUUCGAGCCUGCUGUCUACAGCGAUUUGGGCACAUACAUGAAUCUCAACCCACAAGCCGCCCGCAUGCGCCUCUCCCGUCUCCUCAAAAAGGCCCAGAAGGAAUUCGGUGACCUUCCAGUCCCUGCCGCUGCCGCUGCCGCUGAGAAGCCCAAGGCCUCGGGUGCCAAGCGCAAGAAGUCGAACACCUCCAAGGAAGAGACCAAGGCCAAGAUGUUGGAGGACGAUGACGAUGCUGCCAAUGACGCUCCGCCUAUCGAUCGCAAGGAAGAAGCUCCUGCGCCAAAGAAGGCGAAGACUUCAGAUGAAUGA
Messenger RNA from Cyphellophora europaea CBS 101466, 375 nucleotides. RefSeq lists its product as uncharacterized. The transcript is spliced from 2 exons. NCBI's taxonomy places the organism in Eukaryota, Fungi, Ascomycota, Eurotiomycetes, Chaetothyriales, Cyphellophoraceae. Bases 1 to 375 code for a protein of 124 amino acids. The record is from RefSeq and is a predicted model, not a curated record.